AUGGAGAGGGGAAACCAAACCGCCGUCUCGGAAUUCCUCCUCCUGGGACUGUCUGACCGGGUGGAGCAGCAGCAGUUCCUCUUUGUGCUGUUCCUCUGGAUGCACCUGCUCGGGGUUCUGGGAAGCCUGCUCAUUGUCCUGGCCAUUGGCUCCAACCCGCACCUGCACACCCCCAUGUACUUCUUCCUCACCAACCUCUCCCUGGCUGACAUCUGCUUCCUGUCCACCACGGUCCCCAAGAUGCUGAUCAAUGUCCAGACCCACAGCAAAUCCAUUUCCUACACUGGUUGCCUGGCACAAAUGUAUUUUUUUAUCCUCUUUGGAGGUCUGGAUAUGUUCCUCCUCAAUGGGAUGGCUUAUGAUCGCUAUGUGGCCAUAUGCCACCCUCUCCACUACGCCACUAUCAUGAGUCCACGGCUCUGUGCCCUGGUAGUUGCUGGAUCCUGGAGUGUCAGUACUCUCCAGGCCCUGAUACACACCCUAUUGGUGGUUCCAUUAUCCUUCUGUGCUGACAAUGAAAUCCAUCACUUCUUCUGUGAACUUAAUCAGGUCCUGAAGCUAUCCUGCACCGACACCCUCAUCAAUGACACAGUUGUGUUGAUUUUGGCAACAGUUCUGGGUGUGGUGCCCCUCGCUGGCCUCCUGUUCUCGUACAGUCGCAUCAUCUCCACCAUCCUGACAAUCCCAUCUGCCAGGGGAAGGGGCAAAGCUUUCUCCACAUGUGGCUCUCACCUGUCCGUGGUCUCCUUGUUCUAUGGCACUGGUUUUGGGGUCUAUUUUAGCCCCACAUCUACCCAUUCAGCCCAGAAGGGCUCUAUAGCAUCCGUGAUGUACACGGUGGUCACCCCUGUGCUGAACCCCUUUAUCUACAGCUUGAGGAACAAAGACAUGAAAUGGGCCCUGAGAAAAGUGUUCAACAGGAAAACUCUCUUCUCCUAG
This is a messenger RNA of Ornithorhynchus anatinus (platypus), 939 nucleotides long. RefSeq names its product olfactory receptor 7A10-like. Gene Ontology annotation, cellular component: membrane. The transcript has a single exon. Gene Ontology annotation, biological process: G protein-coupled receptor signaling pathway. Gene Ontology annotation, molecular function: olfactory receptor activity; G protein-coupled receptor activity. The coding region runs from base 1 to 939 and encodes 312 amino acids. NCBI's taxonomy places the organism in Eukaryota, Metazoa, Chordata, Mammalia, Monotremata, Ornithorhynchidae. The record is from RefSeq and is a predicted model, not a curated record.